UAUAAGAAUAAGUCCAUCUACACUACACAAUAAUUUAUCGCUUUAAAAGGGUAUUUAUAUGAAAUACAUGUCUGACAGCCUCAUCAAGUGACAAAAUGACGUCUUACUAUGGAACUGUUUUGCGAGUGUGAAACCAACUAUUUACGCAACCAAAUGAAGAGAAGUAAUGAAAUGGCACUAUAUUCAGAGGAGCAAAGUAACUAAUUAAAUUUCGAUGUCCUGAACACGUGAAAAUAAUUUCACAGUAAAUAUAGAAACCGCAAAGGAAGAUCACCCGACUCUCCCUGAUCGGUACAAUGUGAUCGAAACUGACCAAGAGAAGAUCGAAUUACAAUACCGGUGGUGGACAAGCACAAAUAGCCCUUUAUCAGUUUGUGUAGCUAUGCGCUUAACUAGAAACAAACAAAAAUAAUGCUUUUCAAAAACAACUGGUGUAGAAAAUAACAAUGAGGCUGGUGAUUCUUGACUCUAAUGAUGAUGUUAGCACUUGGACUGCCAAGUAUAUUCGGAAGCGAAUUCAUCAGUUCAAUCCAGGACCAGAUCGUUACUUCACUCUUGGCUUGCCAACAGGAAGUACUCCUUUAGGAACCUAUAAUAAGUUGAUCGAAUUCUACAGAGAUGGAACUCUGUCAUUUCACUAUGUGAAGACAUUCAAUAUGGAUGAAUAUGUGGGAUUACCAAGGGACCAUCCUCAAAGCUACCACUCUUUCAUGUGGAACAGCCUCUUCAAGCAUGUAGAUAUUCAACAGGAAAACACUCACAUUCUGAAUGGAAAUGCCCCUAACUUGCAGAAGGAAUGUGAAGAAUUUGAGAAAAAAAUAUCAGAGGCAGGAGGAAUAGAACUUUUUGUUGGAGGAAUUGGUCCUGAUGGCCAUAUAGCUUUUAAUGAGCCAGGAUCAAGUUUAGCAUCUCGCACGAGAGUCAAAACACUUGCUAUGGAUACCAUUCUAGCAAAUGCACGUUUUUUUGACAAUGACCUCUCGAAAGUACCUCGGCAAGCUCUGACUGUAGGUGUGGGAACGGUCAUGGAUGCUCGAGAGGUGUUGGUCAUAAUCAGUGGGGCACACAAGUCCUUUGCCCUUUACAAGGCUGUUGAAGAGGGGGUGAGUCAUAUGUGGACAAUUUCUGCAUUUCAACUUCAUCGUCAGGCAAUUUUUGUAUGUGAUGAGGAUGCCACUCUUGAACUACGCGUGAAGACAGUCAAGUAUUUUAAAGGUCUGAUGAAGAUUCACAACAAACUCAUCCAGGAGGAUAACGAGCCAGAAGAAGGGAAGUAGUAAAUACUCUCUUGCAAAAUUAUACAGUAAUGGAAAUAAUUAUGAAAACACACAAGCAGUAGAUGUACAGGAGUAAGUAUAAGUAGAUGAUGAUGAUGUUAUACAGUUUAUCACUGUAUAAUUGUGAAAUAUUGUCCUGUAUUACUCUCCACAAUUCAGCCAAGUUGCUUCUUAAGUUUUUAUAUAAGCCCAUACAUCCUCAAGAAUAUUCAUAUUGAGAAUUUGUGAAGGCCAAGUCAUGGUUAUAAGUGAUCAACCAGCUAUUUUAUCAUUGAGAUGUUCUUUCACCACAUCUAUGGCAAGCUUGGGAUCUUUGCUCUUGUCCUCCGAAGAUGAAUCAUGUUCCAGAAGAAAUGUUAUACUGGAUCAGAGGGUACUUGUAUUUUCCAGCAGUCAGGGUGACAUCAGUUUUGAGUAGAUCACCAACCCCAGACUUCUACUAAUCAUCCACUGCACUUCACUAUACCUAGAUUAUGAUAUCAUUCUAUUGUAUGUCAUUGAUUGUUACUGAAUAAUUCAAACUUGUAUUCAUCUAUAACAGCAUAUAUCUGCAACAUUGUUCAUUACACUGUCUGUGGUCCAAUUUCUAUUUUAAUCUUUUAGUUUUUGAGCAAUUACAUGUGUGUUGAAAACACAGUAUAUAUUUUACUGUUUUUGAGGCAGCAUUAAGACCUUUAUUUAAUUCAAGGUCAUGGGGAAAAUCUGUACUGGACUGUCAACUUUUUCAUAACAUACCCUAAGAUAUUUAACAUCACUUCUGUAAAGCUUUGGUGUUUGAACUUGACCUUAACAGUGCUAGUUUCAUAUACACUCAUCAGAAUUCUACAUGCAGCUUUUACUGCAACAUGGGAGUCUUGCCACACAAUUUUGCAGUGGAAUAUACUUUAUCACCAAAACUUUGAUUUCUACACACUUGUCAUGGUAUUUCAGCACUGGGAGCCAUGACUGAAUUACUGUACUAAUACUGGGCAUAGUACAUCUGCCUGUAAAAAAAUAGGCUUUAUAAUGUUGUGACACUUAUUGAUGACAACCAAUCAUUGUGUAAACUAUCAACACUUGACUGUAUUCUAGUGCAACACUUGAUUGGUUUCAAAACAACCAACCACAGUGUAAAUUAUAAAUACUUGACUGUAUUUUAGUGCAACACUUUUGAUUGGUUUGAUGACAACCAAACAUAGUGUAAUCUAUCAACACUUGACUGUAUUCUGGUGCAAAACAUGAUUGGUUUGAUGACAACCAAUGACAGUGUAAACUAUCAACACUUGACUGUAUUCUGGUGCAAUACAUUUGAUUGGUUUGAUGACAACCAACCACAGUGUAAACUAUCAACACUUGACUGUAUUCUGGUGCAACACUUGAUUGGUUUGAUGACAACCAAUGACAGUGUAAACUAUCAACACAUUUGAUUGGUUUUGAUGAUAACCAACAAUAGUGUAAACUAUCAACACUUGACUGUAUUCUGGUGCAGCGCAUUAGAUUGGUUUCAUGACAACCAAUGACAGUGUAACCUGUCAACACUUGACUGUAUUCUGGUGCAAAACAUUUGAUUGGUUUGAUGACAACUAACCAUAGUGUAACCUAUCAACACUUGACUAUAUUCUGGUGCAACACUUGACUGUAUUUUGGUGCAACACUUUCGAUUGGUUUGAUGACAACCAACCAUAGUGUAAAUUAUAAAUACUUGACUGUGUUUUAGUGCAACACUUUUGAUUGGUUUGAUGACAACCAACCAUAGUGUAACCUAUUAACACUUGACUGUAUUCUGGUGCAACACAUUUGAUUGGUUUGAUGACAACUAACCAUAGUGUAAACAGUCAACACUUGACUAUAUUCUGGUGCAACACUUGACUGUAUUUUGGUGCAACACUUUCGAUUGGUUUCAAAACAACCAACCACAGUGUAAAUUAUAAAUACUUGACUGUAUUUUAGUGCAACAUCUUUGAUUGGUUUGAUGACAACCAACCAUAGUGUAACCUAUAACACUUGACUGUAUUCUGGUGCAACACUUGAUUGGUUUGAUGACAACCAAUGACAGUGUAAACUAUCAUAACUUGACUGUAUUCUGGUGCAGUUCAUUUUCAUAUAUUAUAGGGGUGGCACUCCUAUAGUAUGUACCUUUUUAAUUCACCAUUUCCAUAAUUAUUUCCAAUACUAUAUUAAUUUUUAUUAUACAUUAAUGUUCUUUA
This is a messenger RNA of Limulus polyphemus (Atlantic horseshoe crab), 3463 nucleotides long. Its product is annotated as glucosamine-6-phosphate isomerase 1-like. Gene Ontology annotation, cellular component: cytoplasm. Gene Ontology annotation, biological process: D-glucosamine catabolic process; N-acetylneuraminate catabolic process; carbohydrate metabolic process. NCBI's taxonomy places the organism in Eukaryota, Metazoa, Arthropoda, Merostomata, Xiphosura, Limulidae. Gene Ontology annotation, molecular function: glucosamine-6-phosphate deaminase activity; identical protein binding. The transcript has 6 exons. The record is from RefSeq and is a predicted model, not a curated record. The coding region runs from base 447 to 1277 and encodes 276 amino acids.